Molecule: messenger RNA, 2136 nt
Organism: Saprolegnia diclina VS20
Lineage: Eukaryota; Oomycota; Saprolegniomycetes; Saprolegniales; Saprolegniaceae
Product: AGC protein kinase
Exons: 1
Coding region: 100-2034 (644 amino acids)
Biological process (GO): protein phosphorylation
Molecular function (GO): ATP binding; protein serine/threonine kinase activity
Source: RefSeq, a predicted model, not a curated record
GACACGCUCCUCGCCAAAUUCAGUUCCGCCCCAUCCCACUCCAAAGAUAAAGAAGCCACCGUCCCGACCAGUGACAACGACGCGGACGACGAGCCCGCCAUGCCGACCUCGAACGUCGACCUCGACGACCCGCUUUACACGAUCAACCCGCUCACGGGCUUCCUCUGCGACCGGUCUUCCGGCGAGCGCAUCAUGGACCCGGAGAUCCUCCACUCGGAGGCCAUGCUCGGCCAAGUCAUUACGUACGUGCACACGCGCAUGGAAGACGAGCUCGGCUUCGUCGCUCAGUCGAUUCCGUAUGUGGGCGCGCCAACGUCCUGCGAAUUUUACACGUCGCGCAACUGGUCCGUGGCCGAGAAGCUCCUCGUUUUCGUGUGCAGCUCCCGCGGGGCGACGUCCGGCGUCUGGAGCCGGAGUCUUCUCCUCCGCUCCGGUGUCAAUGUCGGGAGCAUGCUGCCGUACUUUGCCAAGGCCAUCGAGAAGGGCUAUGGCGUCAUUGUCAUGAACCCGAACGUCAACACUGUGCUUCAACCCGACGGCUACAAGGUCGCAAUCCCCGGCUCCGAGACGCCGGAAGAGCAUGUGCAGUUUGUGUGGGAGCACUACAUCUUUCCGUCGGCGGCCCACAAGAUUCACUUCCUCGGCUACGGCUACGGUGGCGUGCUCAUCCACAAGUUUAUCUUCAACCCCGACAUCAUGUACAACCUCCAGGCGCGCCUUGGGAACCUCGGGUUCCUCGAGUGCCAAACCACCGAGAAGUGCCCGUCCGAGCUGCAGGCGUUUGUCUCGUCGCGCUCCGUGUGCUGGGAAGCGUCCGAGACCAUACCGUUUGGCCACGAGAUCGGCCAGGGCUACUUUGGCCUCAGUCUCUCGGCCGGCCCGCGCUCGUCCAACACAAUCACGCAAACUGUCCUCUCGUCCGUCUUUCGCUUCCUCGAUGCCCCGAGUGCAUUCGAAUUCCAGCGCGCCGAGCUUCGCUGGCGUAACGUCAACGUCGUGACCAAGUUUUUACAAGCCAAGGAGGAGUCGUCUUCGAGCAAGCCGAAGCGGGAGCCCAUGACCAUUGACGACUUUGAGCUCCUUCAAGUGCUUGGGAAGGGUGCGUUUGGCAAGGUCAUUCUGGUCCGGAAGCGCGUCGGUGGCGGCAUUUACGCUGUCAAGGUACUCAAGAAGCAACACGUCGUCGCCAAGAACCAAGUCGAGCACACCAAGACCGAACGCAAAGUCCUCCAAGACAUUGACCACCCGUUCGUCGUGCGUCUUCGGUACGCGUUCCAGAACGCCGGCAAGCUGUACCUUGUCAUGGACUACUACUCUGGCGGCACCCUCUUCCAGCUCCUCCGCACCCAGCGGCACUUCAAAGAGCAUCAAGCGAAGCUCUACGGCGCCCAACUCGUCCUCGCGCUCACGCACCUGCACACGCUGCACAUUGUGUACCGAGACUUGAAGCUUGAAAACAUCUUGAUGGAUGGCGACGGCUUUAUCGCGCUUGCCGACUUUGGCUUGAGCCGCGAGCACGUCAAGGCCGCGGACGACGCUACGACGUUCUGCGGUACGCCCGAAUACCUCGCACCCGAGAUCCUCCAGCGCAAGAGCUACGGCAAAGCGGUCGACUGGUGGAGCUUUGGUGUCGUCAUGUUCGAGAUGCUCAGCGGUUCGACCCCGUUCUACCACCCGAACCGCAAGCAGAAUUUCCACAACAUUUUACACGAGCGCCUCGACGUGAGCUCCAAACAUUUUUCCGACGACGCGCGCUCGCUGCUCCGUGGUCUCAUGACGCGCGACCCGAGCAUGCGUCUCGGCUUCCGCGGCGGGAAAGAGAUCAUGGCGCACCCCUUCUUUGCGGACGUCCAGUGGGAAAAGCUGUAUCGUCGCCAAAUCCGCCCGCCCUUCGUGCCGCGAGCCAAUGCUACGACUGGCAGCCGCCUGGACAAGCUCACGGUCGAGUCAGUCGUGAACGACGCGGCUUUUCCGGGUGCCGAGACCUUUGCCGAUUUCACGUACCGCCAAACCGACAACUUUAGUGAUGCGUAGACCAGUUUGUCGUGUAUUUAAUGGAAUUCCUGUUGCCAUAAUGUUGUCCACGUCGGUGCCAACAACUGGCAACGCUUCACGUUCAUAUAUUUGCAUCAGAGC